Messenger RNA from Trifolium pratense (red clover), 1870 nucleotides. Its product is annotated as putative lysozyme-like protein. The record is from RefSeq and is a predicted model, not a curated record. The coding region runs from base 180 to 1601 and encodes 473 amino acids. Lineage: Eukaryota; Viridiplantae; Streptophyta; Magnoliopsida; Fabales; Fabaceae. Gene Ontology annotation, molecular function: protein binding. The transcript has 2 exons.
AUCCUUAUUUUCACAACUUUUACUACAUUUCCGAAGCUUAUAAAACAAAAACACAAUUUCAUUUCAUUACAAUACAAAGUAGAUCAUAGAGAUACCAAAAAUAACGAUCAAUCAUCAUCAACAACACAACUUUUGCGUUCAAAUUUCAUCACUGCAAUUCGUGUUUCUGCAUUUGAGAGAUGAAUUCCAAUUAUGGAAAACCCAAUCCUCAAAAAUCAUCCUCUGUUUCUCUCGACAACUUCAAUUUCGAUCUUGAUCUCGGAAUCGGAUCCAAUCGAUCCAAAUCCCUAAAAGAUCAGAAAAACCCCAAUCCUUCUUAUUCCAAUUCCUAUUCAACUCCUUCAUAUUCAUCAGCGCAACCCAAAAAAACCACUUGGACCCAUCAACCCACUCAAACUCCGGCCGGAUUACCCGGUGCACCACCGUCGAUGGUUGGUGACAUCUUCGGAAAAAGUUGGGGAUCUACUCAACCGUCUGGUCCUAGCAUUGGGAUUGUUAAUAAAAACCCUAAUUUAUUUGGGGAUUUGGUAACCUCUGCUUUGGGUCAAGGUUCUUCUUCUUCUUCAAAUGUUCCUCUGAAAAAUGCAACUCCAAAACCUAAAAAUUCUUCUUUUUCAAUGUCAAAUGUGGCUGAUUCUUUGCCUAAACCUGCUAAUACAACAACACAGAGUGGUUCUACUUGGGGAUCAUCUUCUGGGAGUUUUAAUUUGAAUGCUAAUAAAACUCCCAAUCUUGGUGGUCCUUCGAUUCGAAGUGGCGUUGGUGUUGCUGCAUCUGGUACUGGAAUUGGUUCUAGUAACAAAGAUCCUUUUAGUUCAUUGGCUGGUUUUGGAUCUAAUGGAUCUAAGCAAAAUUCUACUCUUAAUUCAGCUGCUAAACCUCAGAAAAUUGAUUUAGAAGAUGAUGGUUUUGGAGAUUUUCAAAAUGCUUCAAAACCAAGCUCUAAUGCAUUUCCAUCAAGUGGUGGUAGUUCUGGAAUUAAUUUUGAUUUUACUGGUUCGUCCGCUUCGAAUAAGACACCGGUUCAAGCUUCUUCGGGUGGUGGUGAUCCAAUGGAUAUGUUUUUCACAUCUUCAACUGCGUCAUCUGGAGGUGGUGGUGGCGGUGGUGCAGCGGCAGCAUCAUCUGAAAUUGAUGAUUGGGGUACUGAGUUUGGAAGUGGAAACCAUGAUGUGGGUGGAACAACUACUGAGCUUGAUGGGCUUCCACCUCCUCCUGCUGGGAUAUCAGGUUCUGCUGCUAAAGGCAAAGGGAUGGAUAAUUACAAACAGGGGCAGUUUGCUGAUGCUAUUAAAUGGCUUUCAUGGGCUCUCAUCAUUUUAGAGAAAGCUGGUGAUGGUGCUGGCACGGCGGAGGUUUUGUCAUGCAGAGCUUCCUGUUAUAAAGAAGUUGGAGAGUAUAAAAAAGCAGUGGCGGAUUGUACUAAGGUUAUUGGAAACGAUGAAAAAAAUGUAUCUGUCCUCGUUCAGCGUGCUCUCUUGUACGAGAGUAUGGAAAAGUACAAACUUGGUGCUGAAGACCUGAAAACUGUGCUGAAGAUUGAUCCUACUAAUAGGGUUGCUAGAAGUACUGUUCACCGGUUGGCUAAGAUGGCUGAAUAGGAAAAAAUUCUAUCGCUUUUUCUUUUCAUUAUAACGAUAUAUACCGGGUGAUAUAAUAUGUAUGGACUGCUUCUGAUUGCUGUCACCCUUCAUAUAAUUUUCGAUGUUGGCUUUUUUUUAGUUCUUCUUUGUCUUGAAGUUAAUAUUCUUGCUUCCUUCAUCCAGAUUUGAACUCAAUAUUGAUUGUCAUAUUCUUUUUUUGACUAUAUAUUGUGAUUCAUAUAGAUUGUUUACAUAUUAAGAAACAUAUUUGUUAUUGUUGAACGAAA